UAGUCGCGACACGAUUUUGUUGUCUUCCGCUUGCCUGUUCACAAUCCAAAAUUGAAUAGUUAGUAGGCAAACUGUUUUGUGUUCGGUGAACAUGUUUGUGUAAUAAAUUCGACUGGCUAACUUGCUCUAAAAUUGCUCAAUUCAAUGAGUCACAAUCUUACCUCUUACCUGUUUUCUUAAUUCAAUAACAAUAGCAAUAAGAACAUUUCGUAAUUGCUCGGGUCGCUCAAUUUGGAUGGUCGACUUUUGUGUUGUAUGGUUAGUGGUUAUAGUUUAGCCCCAGCCGCAUCGGUUCACCAUGUUGAAGAAACAGUUUAAGUGUCUUUACGUCAUAGGACGACGUCUCGUAAUACCAGUUCUGGCUGCUACUCUAAUAUUCCUAGUCGUACUAUCCUCUAUCACGGACCCUUCUAUUAUUUCGAAUGGAACUUUCGGCUUACGUAAAUUAAAAGCAAAAUUGUUUUCAACUGAGAAUCUUAUUGAGGACAUACUAUAUUCGAGCUUGCAGCCUCCGCCAGGACGCAGCAUUUUCUUUCAUGAGACCAGCUGCACUUCUCCAGAUUCGAUAUCCAACAUUAUGACUCUGACGGCUCGACAAGCCUGUUCCAUAGAAUCGGCAGCUCUGAAUAAUCCGAACUUCCAAAUUUUUACUGUAUUCUCGUGUCCGACCUUCCGUCCCCUCGCCGGUCGUCAAAAACUUUUCGUCGAUGCCAUCGAAAGCUAUGAGAACGUGAACUUACGUCACCUAAAUCUAAGGAACUAUGCUAUGAACACGUCUAUUGAAGAUUGGGUCAAAAGGGGCGAUUUGCUUACCUCUAGCUAUCCGAUGCAUCACACAUCUGACCUGAUCCGCCUGAUAAGUCUCUAUCGGUUUGGAGGCAUCUAUUUAGACAUGGAUAUUAUUGUCCUGACAAGCUUGGAGAAAUUGCCCCUGAACUAUGUGGGAGCUGAAUCUACCGAUACCCUAUGCAAUGCUGUCAUUGGUUUAACAGCCGAAGGAAUAGGUCAUGAAGUUGCUGACUUAUUUUUACAGCACUAUCAAAAAUAUUUCAAUGGAAAAAAUUAUGUACAAAAUGGACCAGCUCUUGUAACAGCCGUUCUGUUGAAAUUUUGUGGCACCAGCCUCAUGGAAGCCAUGGAAGGCGGUCGUAAGAGUUGCAAGGGAUUUCGAAUAUUCAAUUCGACUGCAUUCUAUUCAAUUCAUUGGCAAGAGUGGAGGCAUUUCACUGAGCCCAGGUACCUGGAGGAAACCAUGGCAAGAACUAAGGAUUCGUAUAUGAUACACAUGUGGAACAAGGUGUCCAGCGGAGAGCGCAUCAAAGUCGCUUCCAAUACUGCGUAUGUAAAGUAUGCGGAAAAGCACUGUCCAAGGACGUAUGCGGCAGCUGGUGAUUACUUUUAAUGUGUGUUAUUUAAAUGUGUUUCAAAUAAUUUAUUGCUAGAAUAAAUACGUUUCGUAUAUUUGUACAUGUA
Drosophila mojavensis is the source of this 1473-nucleotide messenger RNA. Its product is annotated as lactosylceramide 4-alpha-galactosyltransferase. Gene Ontology annotation, molecular function: alpha-1,4-N-acetylgalactosaminyltransferase activity. The coding region runs from base 299 to 1402 and encodes 367 amino acids. NCBI's taxonomy places the organism in Eukaryota, Metazoa, Arthropoda, Insecta, Diptera, Drosophilidae. Gene Ontology annotation, biological process: glycosphingolipid biosynthetic process. The transcript is spliced from 2 exons. The record is from RefSeq and is a predicted model, not a curated record.